UCGUCUGCAGCAUGAUAAAAAUUAUUAUUACUUCCAAAAAAUAUUAGUGUUAGACCGUUAGAUAACAAUGUCUAGUGGUAUUUAGAUAAUUUUAGUAAAACUAUAUUCUUUGUGCUUUAGAUAUCCCAGUAUAAUACAGUACCGACAGAAUAUAAAUGGAGCCAGUAAAUGGAAAGGAAUAUUUCUUUACAGAAGAAAGUUUUCUUCGUGUUGCUGGCCCCAACAGUUUUGAGGAUUGGCUUCGUGCCUGUUUAUCGGAACGAGGCUACACAUGUGACAUAGCCGCAGGUCCACUACAAAGAGGUCAGCAUGAACAAAGAAAGGAAAGGGAAACACCAAGCCGAGGAUAUGAUAAAAAGGACCGACCGUCACAUGCCCCUGAUAAGAUAUCUAAACUGAAAUGCCUUCAAAAGCCUUCGUCUUUAACCCAUGGUCAACAGAAGCGAUAUCUGGAUCUUUUUCAGAAGUAUAUUCUGACUGUUUUUCAAAAACAGCCCACACCAGCAGAUAUAAAGGAACUCACAGAGCUUGAAUCAUUACAGGUUAAAGUGUCAGCUGAACAGAGUGAAUUUUUAAAAUGUUUGGAAUCCAUCUCCAAAUCUUCAAAAGCAGAGUAUAACAUUUUACUGCCAGAUGCUAAAAGAUAUAUUGAGGAAAAGAUACAGAAUCAGCGUAAUAUGGUGAACCAGUACCCGAAGCACUACUCAACAUUAGAUGUAAUUCCAAUAGAGAUGAAGGCAGCCUCUGAACAUGUGUUUGACUUAGUGUUUCAAAAGACUGUCCUGCAAUUGGGUCCAGAUCCGAAAGUGUUUCUACCAGACAUAAAAGCAUCCACCAAGCCAGUUAUACCGACCAGUUACGAGAAAAUAGUGAAGCGAUUCCCUCCCCCGCAUCCCAAGAAAGAUGAGCAUAUCUGGAACCAUGAGCCCUGUAGUAAGGACACGAAUGCUGAAAUCUUGGCCGACAAAUAUGUUUGUGAUGUUGUGUUGAGUUCCAGUGUUCUCCAGUGUCUUGUUGAUAAUCACUCUCCGAACUAUGACCGAGACUGGCAGAUUCCAGUUGUAGUAAAACGAGAUCCAUCAAAACAUAUAGCUGGUGAUUCAGAUUCACAACAGAUGGUAGUCUAUCUUGACAAACCUCUUUGUCCAAAGGUGCUUUCGAACAGGCAGAAGAAUACCCUUUAUCAUAAAUAUGCUCUGAAGGCCUACAUCACUCAUCCUGCACAGAACAAGGGUGUGAAAGCUUCAAGAGGCAGUCUGAGUGGCAGGGAUGACGUUAAACUGACACCAGUUAGUUCUCGUCCUAGGACUGGAUCCAUUGAUCACAGCCAAGAGGCAGACAAUUUGUUUGAAACUGAAACUACCAUUGAUGAUCUUGAAACGUUUGGUUCUUUUGAUAAAAUGCCUGUUAGAAAACAUAAAGCCUUCACAGCAGAUGUUUCAAGUGUGACUAUCACUUCUAAACCAACACCAUUGCCUGCUGUUAGUUCAGGAAAUAAUACUUGUGGGAAUCUGUCUCGACAGAAUAGUGAUGUUCCCAAUUUGGCUGAUUUUAAGUCAGAAAAGAAUUCAGAUUCAGUUUGCCUGACAGACACUGGUGCAACAGGCAAACCAUCUUCAAAUAAGGUUGGUGUAGCAGAUGCAUAUACUGAUGUUAAAGUGAAGAAUUGCAAGGAGAGGUUGAAGGCAGACCAUUGUAGAUCUGAUACUGAUUCUGAUGAAGAAAAUAUGCUUGUUAUUGACUGCAAUGAAUCUGAGGGAGACAGAAAAGCUUUAAAACAUUCCAUCACAGCCACAGGCAGCAUGAUACAUUCUGCUACAACUGCAGCUUCAGAUGUGUUAUUGGUUCCAGAUAUUCAGAAGGAAAGUCACAGUAAAGGUUUUGCUGAGGAACAUCAAGUUUCGCCAAUGUCUCCUGAUAAAAGCAUUGACAUAUUUCCCCAAAAUAAAAUGUCCAGGACAAAAUCUGAUUCUGUUAAAGAUGGUGCUGUGAUUGAUAAUGUUUGUAAUUUAAAAUCUUCAGAAAGUGACAGUCAGUCUACAAUCUUAGCGUCCAUGCAGUUGAAGGAAACUGUCUUACAGAAAAAGAAAUUGGUUAUUGUUGUUCCACGAUGUGACCAAAACUCGCCCAUAUCUCCUGAGAGUAAAGGUGAAACAUCUUGCAUUGGAGGUAAUUCAGUGGAUGGACACAGUGUUGUUGAGUCACCAUUGUCUCCAGAUGACAGCACUAAGACACCUCCCAAAAUGUUUCAUCAUCCAAAGUCAUUUGAAAGUGAGUCCGAUUCCCAUGACGACAGUUUGGUGAUUGACAUGCCAGCUGAAAGUGAGAGAGAGUAUUCUCAAGUCUUUCUAAGUCCAAGAGCAUUACGGGCUAGAAAGAGAUAUAACUCAAGUGAUACAUGUAGCCUGUCACAACCACAAACAGAAAUGUCAGAACAAGUGCAGUCAUUGUCACAUGAUUCUGAACCGGUUCAGAUUUCUGAGGAAUCUCGCAUUGAUCAGUCAGCUUCUGAGAAAACUGAGGACAAAUUGAUCAGCAUUGAUACACACAAUGCAGAUAUUUCUUCCUUGGACAAAACCAAAUCUGCAUACGUUGAUGGUGAUGCCACUGGUGUUAAACGAAAAAGAGGUAGGCCCAGAAAAGAGAAAGCAGAAGAAGUGUGCAAGAAGUUCAAAUCGGCAACAAAUUCAGAUUUACCAGAAACCUUCACAGUUAAAGAGGGAAAUCCAGGUUCUGGAACGAUAAAAUCCACAAGCAAUGAACACAGGAGAAAAACGUUGUCUAAACCUGCAGGAUCCAGCACUCUAGAGUCAAUCCUACAGCUUCAAAACCAGAUGCUUCCUUCUACUCCUGGCCACCACAACAAGCUCAUUGAAGGAGAUAACAACACAGAUGUGUAUAAACAGCCAGAACACAAGAAAAUCUCGUACAAUUUGUGGGAUUUCAGUGGUCUUAGAGUACUGACCAGGGCAUCCAGUCACGGCACACUGAGGGAAUACCCAAACAAGCUGUAUCCGGUGUCAAUCGUGCCGAAGCUGGAGUACCAGGCUAAGUUUGGGGUGGAGCAGAUCACACAGAGUGAGAUGUCUCGUGACUGGGUGUCCUGCCUCAUCAAGCCAAACACGCACCUCAUCAGAGGUCGAAUCAAUGCACAAACCUCUGAAAUUAUUAUGCUGGAAGAUUUGGACAUAUCAAAAGUGCUUCAACCUUCCAUUCCCUUCAAUCCCCAAGAGUUUUUAUGCUUUCUGCAUGGUCUCUUUUUGCAUCUAAAACGACUGCCUGUUGGAAAUUACCUGUUGACUCAUUCAAAAGGGGAAAGCUACAUUAACAUCUUAAACAGCAUUGAUGCACACAACAGGGGAUCAUAUGACCUGCAUUUCGACCACAAAGUUUUUAUAUCAAGUGACAGCCCUAAGGCCGCAGUUCCCUGGAUUCCUAUUGACCCCACAGUGAUUCUGCCUUUCCACAAAAAACAUGGGCGGGUACCAGCCACGUUUGAACCCAAAGAUUUCAGAAAAAUUCAGAAAAAAAAUAAAGGCAAAGGGAAGAAGAAGUAGCCAAAUAACAUGACCAUAACCGUAGAAACAGAUGUUGUGAUACCAAGCAUUGUCUUUCUUAAUCAGAGGAGUAGUUUCUGUGAUGAUCAUCAAUACCAUGAAGUGUAAAAUUCAUCACUUUAUUAUACUGACUUAGUAUUGUAAGUGACGGUCAGCAGAACAAUUGGCAUCAACAGUGCUGGUCAGAACUGAAGUGUCUCGCUGAUUCUUAAGACCAAAUAUUGAAAUAACAAUAUGUUACUGUUAGAUAUGAUAGUGUUUUCCCUAGCUUGAUUUAGCCUGGUGUUGCACCAUGUCUGAAUAGUCUAGCACCAUCUUGCCAUAAUCAGAGCCACAAGUCUGUGUCAAUAAUUAAUUCUGAAAUUGCCUUUAUUAAACACUCAGAAAAUGUAUUAUUAAUUAAUAAAAUAUCCCUGUUAUAUAUUUUGCUAUUCAUUUAUUAAAGCAAGCACAUUAAUUACAA
Messenger RNA from Gigantopelta aegis, 4020 nucleotides. RefSeq names its product little elongation complex subunit 2-like. Bases 156 to 3557 code for a protein of 1133 amino acids. The transcript is spliced from 16 exons. NCBI's taxonomy places the organism in Eukaryota, Metazoa, Mollusca, Gastropoda, Neomphalida, Peltospiridae. The record is from RefSeq and is a predicted model, not a curated record. Gene Ontology annotation, cellular component: transcription elongation factor complex. Gene Ontology annotation, biological process: snRNA transcription by RNA polymerase II; positive regulation of transcription by RNA polymerase III; snRNA transcription by RNA polymerase III.